AUGCAGGUACCGAAAAUCUCCUUGUCGCCUCAUAGGCUACUCCUUUUGGGCUUCCUACUAAACUAUUGUCGCGCUCAAGAUGUCUCUGAUAUUCCCGUUGUCUCUCUUCAUGCUCCAGUACUACAGGUACCAAAAAUUUACACCUUUUUAAACCAAAAUGUAUUGCUGAAGGUCUCCUCAACAGAAGGCUUUCUUCCGGAAACCGCUGAAAUAGGAACAACCGUCCGAGUUUCGCCAAACAUGCAGUCCGAAUCGCUUCAAAUUCUUGUCAACGAUGACGAUUUGGUUAGUCUUAAGGGAUUCCAUCUCAUAGGAAUGAAGGAGUCGUCUGUCAACAAUGACGUUAUUUCAGCAUCCAGGAAUGCCGCCGGCCACCUAUCAGUACAUUCUCACGGGCCUCGGAGCGACGAUAUUUGCUGUUGAUCAGCGUGGCUUUGUGUAUUUGAACGUUCCAAAUAUAGAUGCAGAUCCACCCAAUCCGUCUACUUAUCAGCUGAAUGUGAGUUGGCUAAUUUGGCCAUUGUUAAGCGGCAGUUGUUCAGUCCGUAUAUCCUUUUUCGCUCCAACUUCUGCAGAAUAUUUCCCUACGCGUUUCAGUUUGGUCUUUGCAGGUCGAGGCCCGAGAGGUGAACACGACUCCGAACCGCCGCAGCGAGCCUGUCACCAUCACGAUCCACAUCCUCGACGUCAACGACAAUUCUCCUGUCUUCGAGUUUCCCAUUUACACCGCCAACACCACUGCUUUAGGCUCCGACCGACCUGUUGUCAAGGUUCAACUUGAUGUUCAUCUUUCUCAAAACUGAACUUCUUUAAGGUGUUAGCGUCUGAUGCAGACUCAGGAAACUACGGAAAGAUCGUCUACAGCAUUACACAGGUUCUUUUUUUUGCGAAUCUUUUGAUUUCACAAAGUUUUAGAUCUCAGAGAGGUCUUUUCUCAAAGUUUUCAGAACCAAAGAAGGAGAAAACAGUUUCAGGUAACAAACGGAGCCGAAAACAAGUUCCGCUACGACGAGAACUCGAACAUGCUGCUGGCGACGGACCACCUGACCCCUGGAGAGCGCUACCAAGUCGUGAUCGAGGCGACCGACGGCGGCGGCCGUUCCUCACAAGCCAUCGUCAUCGUGCUCGCCACGGAUCCGUCCUUCAUGCUGUCCUCCUUGGCUCCGUUGCCUGGGAUGGAGACCUUCUUGCCGAACCCCUACCACACAACUCCCACCACUGCCAGCACCACCAGUGCAGGUAACUCAAGCAUGAAAGUUUUGAUCAAAUUUUCGAGUGGAAUUGCUAAGUUCUUGAAAUAAAGUUUGCUUUCAAGAACUUUGCUCUGAAAGGCUACGUUUUUCGAAGCGAAGUCACUGAUAUUUUGAAGCGUUAACUAAAAAAAAAAGUUUUUGAAAAAUUUCGUCGUUUUAUUAAAUCAUUUCAGGUCGUCCACCCAAAAUAAGAAAAAAAAAAGCUCAUGAAUUUCCGAGAAAAAAUGAAGAAAUUGAAAUCAGUUUCAAGAUUAGCAAGAGAAAAAACGGUGCGAUUUGCGAAAAAUUCAGAAUUACAGAAGUUUGUACAGUCCUUCUCCUAUUUUAUAGUCAUACUAUUGGCCUUCCGAUUUGAAAGAGCUAAAACCUGUUUGUAGUGAGAAAAAAAAAAACUCAAAAAAGCGAUUAAAAUUAACUUUGUUUAAUUUUGAAGUACAUUUACAAAAGUCGACGGAGGGGCUACUUGUUCAAAUAAGGCUCGUUUAGUUUUUGAAUGAUUUCCUCUGAUUAGAUUUUGUGAGAAUGGGAAGAUUUUCAGAUUUUACGGUUGAAGUAAGGUUCAUUUAUUGUCUCUUCUGAAAAUUAUGCGUCUUUUUUCAUAUCUAUGAUUUUUCAGAAACAGAAGAGACGAUACAAACGUUUGUCACCGAAGUCAGCGAGAACACUCCGCCAAACACGGUUGUCGUCAGUCUCGGAGUGAGUUUUUCGACCAAAAUGAAAAUCUUGAAAAAGGAGCGUAAUAGGAAUUUUUGGAAUUGACAGGGUGACGAAUCCAGCGAACACACCUAUUUCAAUAUUGUGGGAGGCAACGAAGAUGGGAAGUUCUCAGUUGAUGAAAUGUGGGUUUUGCAUUGGAAUAUUUCGGUGAGAAGUCCAAAGAAACCGUCUUUUGUCCAAAUAUCAGUUCUUCAAAGGUAAUUUGCAUGUUUAGGGGCACCAUAACCACGGCCGGAGAGCUGGACCGAGAAAGGACGGCCAUGUACUCACUGCAGAUCGAAACUCGCAGCCGCAAUCCCGACCAGCAUCUCUAUUGGACAUUGGUCCAAAUCACUGUUCUUGUUAGUUUUCCUCGUUUGGAUUAUUUUCAUGCUCUUCACAGAAUACUUUACCAAAUCUCAUCGACUCUGUGAAAAAAAAAGUCGAAGGAAACCUUUUUUUUAGCUCAUGUUCUACCUUCGGGGCAUCAUUUUUGUUCUGAAAAAACUGAUUAGAUGAACAGAAGUUUUUCGCUUUCCGGAACCUUACUAUUUCAAUUACAGUCCGUUCUAAAAAUUGAUUCUAACUGAUUUAUUUUAAUCAUUUCUGAUUUUUUCUUUCUUUCAAGCUUAACUUGAGACAAAAAAAUAAUGAAGAAAUGUUUUUUUGCCAUUAUUGAAAAUUUUUGUUUUUAUUUUUUUGAAUGUUUUUAUAAUAUAAAUAAAAAUAAUAAAUCUUCAUUCACAAUUAAUUAGAGAAUUUUCAAACUUGCCAAACCUAUGUUUAUCCAAGAAACUUUUUUCCAUCGACAGGACGUAAACGACCACGCGCCACUGUUCGUCGGACCUCAGCCGAUUCGCCUGAGACUCAGUAUCGACGACAUCGAGCAGCUCACACCAAAUAUGCUUAUCGGUAUGAGGAUGAGCUGGAAAAGCCUAAACAAAAGAGUUUUUUUUUCAGGCAAAGUGAUGGUCGAAGACGCCGACGCCGACGACAACGGCAGAGUGGAGCUGAGGAUUCUGCCUCCGCACAACAAGCUUUUCGCCAUUUCGAACGAAGGCGUCGUUUCGGUUAACGGAGACUUCACCGCCGUCCAUUUCGGCGAACACGACGUCGUCGUCGCGGCCCGCGAUCACGGCGACCCUCCCAAAGAGUCGCGGGCGCACAUCCAACUCUCCGUCUUUGGCACUUUGAUAACGGUCGCCACGGACGCUCCGACGGUAGGAGAGAUCAGGAAAUGAAGCCAAGCAGUGAAUUCAGAACGAGGUAUUUGAGUACACCUCCAGCAUCGAGGAAGAGUCGCCCACGCCUCCAGAUGACUACCUCCAAUCAGUCACGACUGCGCCGCAACAAGGACAAGGUAUUCUUGUGUUCAAGAGAAAAUCAGUAAUGAUUGUAAUUUUCAUAGGUAAUUCACUAAUAUGUAAAAAUAAGUGAGUCGAGAGAAAAGUUGGGAGAAGAGGAGAUUUCACGAGUUUCAAAACCAACUGGAAAGAAAAAAAAAAUUAUGGACAGGAACUAAAAGUUGUUCGGAUACUUUAAUUCCCUCAUUAAAACUUCAAAAAAGAGCAGAUGGAUGCAUAACAAAAAACUUGGUUCAUUCUUGAUUUGCUAUAGUUUUUCUGAAUGUAAAUCUCAACUUAGUUGUAUUUUUUGGGUGUAUGGCGCAUCGUGAAUCGCAAGAUGAGUUCUGAAUAACAUGAAUAAAUGUGUUGGGAUGAGUAGAGAUCAGAAGGUCACAGAAAUAAAAACUCUGAAAAAGGUAGAGCUGUACUUUGGUUUUAUGCGGCCUCUCUCAAACCACCCAUUCAGUGUUCUCUUCGUUCCCAUCACCUUCUCCUGUGGAAGAGCCUCCAACAACGGAUAUUCCUCAGUUCCCGUCUGUUCAGCUGCCGGUAACUUGUUUUCGUCCUUUUUUCCAAAAUGUUCUUCUGUUUCCUUGCAUCCGCUUCAUUUUGUCAAACUCGAAGAAAAAAAUUCUAGAAACCCGAUAUGCGCUUUUCACCCUUAAAAAUUGUCCAGAAUCAGUUUCCACCAAUCACUUUAUCCGUUCCUUCCAUUAAGGCGAAAAACUCGCAAGAGAUGCAGCAAGUGGGAGUUGCUGAACAAGAGCACGGAGAAGACUUGAACCCUUCGACUUCGACGACGUCAUCCAAGGACUACGAACCUUAUGAGAACACGGAAGAGCCGACGACGUACGUCGACGAGUCCGAGGCAAGUACCCCUGCUGAGGAGUACGACUCGACCCUCGGCUACGAAUCCACCGGUGGAUAUGAACCCGAGACUGGCAUGAGCCUCGAAUCAAGCACUCCUCCACCUGUUUCACCUGUUGAAAGUGCAGAGAUUUUUGUUUCCGAAACCACAACUCAAUCCACCACUACCACCGCAACCUUCAAAACCACAACCGUCACCUCCGCCACACAGGUUUUCCUUUUUUCCAUCUCCGUUGCGUCUUCGAAAAGCCCCUAGACUCGCAUGAAACGUUAACAUCACCUUGCGACCCGCAAGAAUGUAGUUCUAGCAUGGAAAAGGGUCAUCCUCUGUUUCUGAAGAGUUUUGUGUUGUUCAGCCUCCGACAGAGCCUCCAAGACGUUUGGCCCCAGUUUUCAAGCCGGCGCAGAUAACUGUAACGGUCGACGAGAACGAAUCAGAGAUUGAAGUCACGAAGGUUGUUCCCUUUCAACUUGAAGAACACUUUGAAACUACCGAAUCAGAACUGUUUAGAAUUUGGAAAUAUAUUCUAUAUUUGGAUUCUAAACCUUUAUAAACGGGAGAAGCACUUCAAAAGUUGCAGUAUUCUGUUUAAGUAGAAAAUGUCGAAAACUUGUUGGAAAUUCAUAGUUUAUGUUUAAAAAAAUGAAACUUUGAAAAAACAAAAAAGAUGACAGGCUUGACGCGAAAAUCGUUGAAGUAACAAUAAACUCGAUUAUUAUUGAUUACCUUGUUACGACCUUUCUUCAUAUUUUUUAUUGAUUAAAAAAGAAUUUCUCAUAAAACGACUCCAUGUCUGAAUUUAAGCCAAAGGGAAAGUUAUAUUUUUCAGUUAGCUUGAUUGAUAACUUGAGAACAGUUUUUUUUCGAACUAUUUUCUGUGUUAUCAUGAUAAUGAUAACGAUUUGAGGCUCACGCGACCUACCCAGAUGGCCAACCGGGCUCCAUCACCUACGUGCUUCACAAAGGCGACGCGACUCUUUUCGCGUACGUAGAUUCCUGACAAACAGUGAGAAAAAACCGUUCCUUCCAGGGUCUCUUCGUUCAGCGGAUCCGUGACUCUUCUUCGACCGCUCGACGCCGAGGAGAACACUUCUUUCACCAUCCAAGUCUCUACCGCCGAGGUCCGACUCUCCUUCUGGAAUCUCAAACUCUGGCUAUCCUUUCAGGCAUCUUUGUUGGCUGUGGAUGCUAAGCUGGCACAUUUUGUGAGCAUCACCGUCAAGGUCGGAGACGUCAACGACUGGAUUCCCAACUUCGAGACUGCAAACUACAACUUUGCUGUGCAAGAAGACACUAUACCUGGCACGAUCGUCGGGCAAGUAGCCGCCUUUGACCAAGACCGCGAGGUGAGUCUUCUGAAACGGCAAAAGGAUUAUUCUGUCCCCAAGGAGCCCAACAACCGCAUCCGCUAUCGGCUAGUGAGCGCUGGUGGACUCGAGUCUCACUUCAACGUCAACGCUGAAAACGGUCUCGUCACUCUCGCAAGGCCAAUCGACGCCUUCAGUGGCGAAAAGAUCACAGUAGUUCUGUCGGCUCAGACCGAAACUAACCUUGCUGUUGCAGUUGCGGAUCGAAGCUUCCGACUUGGGCAUUCCGCCGCAGUCCUCGACGGCGACCGUUCUCGUGGAGGUCGUACCGACGUCUUCGCAACUCAUUCCCAACGGCUCUCCACUCACCCAUCAGCCCUCUGAGAACGAGCUACAGUUCAGUCUGCGGAAUUAUACGUGAGAGAAGCUCUCGGCAGGACCGUCCAAACGGCGUCUUUUCAGCGCGUCAGUCUCGGAGGCAGUCCGACCUCCUCACCUGGUGCAGGUCCUUUCUGUCAACAACAAGCCGACCGACACGAGGUUCGUCAUCUGCAGUAUCGUCAGCGGGAACUACCGCGGAGCCUUCGGCGUCACGGCUGGCAACGACGGAAACUGCGAGCUGCGUACUCAGAUGGAACUCGACCGGGAGAGUGUUGAACGGUGAGUUUUGGGUAGAGAAAAACAGUAUCAAUCAUUGAGAGAAGCUUUUGACUUUCAUUAUCAAGCCUUCCGUACACUUUUCCACGAAAGUUAAAAAACUCUCGGAAAAUUCAAAGUUGAACUAUAAUUUUCAGAAAAACGUCAAAAAAGAAAUUCAGAUCUUCCAGACAAAAGCCGAUUUUAUUUUCCAUAAUUCGGAUGAUUUAGCUUUUCAUACUUUUGGUCUGAUCUGAUAGUCGAAGAGUUCCUAGAAAACGAGGCUGAAAACGUUCCUGAACAGAGUUCUUAUUCGGACGCUUGCAGUUACUUGCUCAACAUCACAGUCACGGCAGGCUCGCAGACGGACUUCGCCCUGGUGUCGAUCACGGUUCUCGACGUGAACGACAACGUGCCUCGGUUCGUCUACGACUCCGACCUCGGCCUGUCCACCUACUUCGGCGGUGUCUCCUCGAACGCCAACGCGUUCACACGUGUCUUGGCGGUGAAGGUAGAAGCUCCAGAAGUUGGAGAUCUCAGAAGCUGAGUUGAAGGCGGAAGACGCCGACUUGGGUAACAGUAGCGUCGUCAAUUACGCCCUCGAUCCGCUCUCCGCUCACACCAAAUACUUCUCGAUCAGCCCGUUCGGAGAGAUCAGCACCAAGCAGAGCAUGUCUCAAGUGCUCCAGAAGAAUCGUGUUGCCUUUUUCGAAAUCAGAGUUGGUUUUCGUUUUUUUUUGUUGAUAGAAGGUCUUUUCUAGGAUUCAAGAGCGAAUAAUUUAAGCAAAACCAGUGUUUGUACUUUGGUCGUGUUUCCAAGUUGUAUAUUUUUGAAAGGCAAAAAUGUAAUUUAUUAGUCAAUAACGAAAAUUAUGCCGAGAAGACCUGAACUGAUUGAAAUCAGCAACAGUGCAGAGCUCAUUCAGGAAUCGAGUGUCUCAGUAUUUAUAACUAAAAGUUAUAAUUGUUUGUAUUUUUUUUUUCGUUCUUUGUGGUAGAAAGUUUUUGAAAGAUUACUCUUAUCUUUCUCGAGUUUGCUUGAAUGUUCCAAUACCUUACAGUUUCUGAUCUACCUUUCAAAUCGGUUAUUGCAGGUGUCGGCCUGUGACAGCCCGAUUUCCGGGCAACAACUGUGCUCCAAAGCCGACGUGGUCAUCAACGUCAUCACUCCUGUAAAUCGCUUCAAAAUGGUUACUUUAGGACUCAAUCCACAACAACUGCGUGCGCAUGAGAAGGUUCAGCUCAUUCUUCAAUAUUCAACCCUAAAAGUUAUACCAUUCAAAUUUUUGCAGGAUAUGAUCAGAUCGAUCCGACAGUUUUCGGGUUCGUGCAACUUGCUCAACAUCGAGAAAAUGGUCGAGCACAGCGCCAUCGACAAUCAAGUAUGCGUCUCUCGUUAUCAGGAAACUUCAUUUUUACCAUGGAAAAAAAUGGGGGAAUAACUAGAUUUUGGGGAUAAUUCGGACAAAUUCAUUCUGAAUAGAAUAUCAUUUGUAUACAUUAGGGUUCUUAGGUCAAAAUCGAUAUGUAAAUAAUCUCCGAUUCAGAAAUUUUCACACGGGUUUUGGAUACCGGCAGAUAGUAAAUAAAAUAUUUUAUUUCUAAAAAUUUUUAACGGUUCAAAGGAAACUUUUUUUGAAAAAUUCUGAAUGAAUCAGAAAAAAAUUCUUCAUUACGUUUAUUUUUUUCUCAUUUCACUGACAUAAUUUUUUUCCUUUCCUCAAACGUCUAUUUGAAAACUGAAAGACACACAAUUGCAAAUUUAUAAGUUUUUUACUAUGGAAAGAUUGGAAAAACAGCCAAAAAAAUCGUUUACAGUGAAAGUUAUUUGAUUCAUGUUCCUUUUUCCUUGUUUCUAAAAAAGGAACUGGAUUUCCAGCCUCGCACGGACAUCUACUGGUAUGCUGUUAACCCGAGCACGAAGAAAAUUUGCAAGAAACACGAGUUCCGCAAGCUUUUCGAGAGUUCUUCGGUGGCGAUGAUGGCCGGCAAAGUGCAGCCAUGGUUCCGGCUCGACCGGAUCGUCGAAGAGGCAACUUUCUUCUAGUUUUCUCGGUCACAUACUUUUCCUCAGGCUGCUGACGACUCUCUGCCCAACAACGGAAUCUUGCCAUCGAACUGGAAGACGGCGAGCAUUUGUAAGUUUCAGAGCCGCUGCCAUCAAAAUAUUAUUGAAUCUUUCAGUGUUGAUUAUUCUGGCAGUGGUGAUCGCCCUCGGCGCCGUGAUCGGAAUCUGCGCUGUCUGCGUUUUUUGGUCGCGCUACAAGGCAUGUUCAGUCUCAGAAACUUGAACAACAGCAAUUUUGCAGGUCUCACAAAGGAAUCUGAACACGUUUACUUCGCACUCGUACCCUCAGAAGAUGGGAACCGUCUACCUGCCGAAUAUGGCGAUCGACCCUCGGAUGGACAAGAUAUAUGAAACUCAAGUGAGUAUCUACUAGUUGAGGGAGUUCUUGAGCGGAACUCUGCAGAUGCUGGAAAUGCCGAUGUCCGACGAAGAUAUGACCAUGAAGAGCGGCUCGAUCGGGGCGGCCACUCAGCAACGCGGGAUCUCCUACCGAAACUACGGACGUCAGCAGAGCGCAGCCUAUGAAGGCGACUUCAGCAUCGAGGAGAGCAUGUACGCCAUCAACGUGCCCGGUCGCAUCGACCCUGUCACCAAGUACGCUUUUCUUCUCCGUAUCCCUGUGCUCCGACGAAACCAUGGGCUGUAUGGAGGAAAGACUCACUGACAAAUUUUGACUUUUUCUGAAAAUUCCCGCGUUCUGUGGUAGAUUCGUUUACCCGUUUUCAAAUUGAGGUUAAACAGAAAAAAUUCGGAAAACUCUGUCGCUUUCUAAAACUUUCGAAACAAUUCGAACGUUUUUUUUAAAUCCAAGUUUUUUUCCUGUUUUUUUUUCAUUGCAGUGGCACUCGUAGAGUCUUUGGUUUCAAGAAAAUGCAUCCCAAAACUGCAGAAAACGUGCUAAAUGUGGAAAAAGUGAAAAAAGAGGUAUUCAAAAAGCCGUUUAUCUCAUCUUCUCUCUACUUCUUCGAUAGAUAAGUAGAAGUUUUAAUUACAAAAAAGACCCCCUUUUCACUUUGGAGAAGAACUUAGCUAAACGGUUUUUUUUUCCACUUGGUACACAAUUUUCAGCUCAAAUGUGUAGAUUUGCUAAUCCUCUCGAAAUUCUUUGAAACAGAGUUUUUGCAGCCGAGUGGUACUUUCUACGAACUUGACAAGAAGUGCGACAAGUAAGGAACCGAGUUGACCUCUUAAUAUUACUUUCCUGCUGCUUAUUUUCUAGUCGCUCUUGGCCUUGCGGUUAUCGGUCUUUUGAGUUGCUUCUCCCUUUUUUCUCUUUUCCAGCAGCUUCUACACUCUAUCCUCGAACUCGUUCCCAUCUUCACUGUUUGUUUUCAGACGGAUACAGACCCUCGUGAUCCCGACGCCAGACUAUCCCAACCGUGGCGCGCCUUACCAUCACAAGAGCGUCUUGUGA
Messenger RNA from Caenorhabditis auriculariae, 9588 nucleotides. Lineage: Eukaryota; Metazoa; Nematoda; Chromadorea; Rhabditida; Rhabditidae. The record is from the annotation of a GenBank genome assembly.